This is a messenger RNA of Paramuricea clavata, 19509 nucleotides long. The record is from the annotation of a GenBank genome assembly. NCBI's taxonomy places the organism in Eukaryota, Metazoa, Cnidaria, Anthozoa, Malacalcyonacea, Plexauridae.
UUCGCAUGCGAGAUUAACUAGGACGGCUGCCGUGUCGAGUUAUCCCAAGUCCCAACCAACGAACUCACUGCUCCAACCAGGGUUUGGAACUUACGUUUGCUGGAUUUGUCAAAGUCGCAAUCCGUCGACAAUUAAUUUUGAUUGUGGAAUUUCUCAGUGUAAGUAGCCACUCGAUAUGUUUGUUCAUGAUACGCAUAAAGGAAGCCCCGAUGUUACGGGAAAGAGCCCGGAAAAUGUUGAAUCUAGCUCUUCAAACAAACCGAAAUCGGAACGGAAUUCACCUAAAACGGUUUCCAGUAAUGUAAGUAUAUUCUUCAAUUCUUAUGUAAUUUUAAACAACUUAUUACACGCAAUAAUUGGCGUAUUUUGCUUCAAAAGUUGCUAAGUUUCCGUAGCCUCACGUUUCGGCCCCCGUGGAGCAGGGUUUUUGUCUCAACUUGAUGCAAAUAAUAAUGUUUGACGACCCAUUUCAAUUAAAUUGCAUUUUUGUCGCGUUAUAGAUUAAUUAUUGAACCAACAUUGAGUCGCCGCGAAUUUGAUUGUAAUUUGCUGUCUUUCAAAACUGCCAUUGAAAUGUUUGCAGUUCACUCGAUGACUUGUCGAUCGUUUUAUAGUUCGUAUGGAAUUUCAAACGUUUGAAAUGUUUUUCGUAUUUUUUGUACAGAUUUCUACGAAUGCAAAGCAUAUUAAUUUGUGUCUCAACGGCUAUUUGCAUGGCGGCGUUAUUAAAUCCGCUACAUUCAUGUUACUGAAAGAUAUCAAAAAGUUUUAGUUUAGAUUUUAUUUGGUUUAAAUCUUUUAAUGAACACAGUUCUAAGUUUGGCCGCUAAUUCUAAAUUACUAAAACGUCCACGACGAAAAAGUAGCUUUCGGCACAUCAAUAAAGGCUAAAUUGCUACAAUAUGCCGCGAAUUAAUAAAAUUAAUUUUUUAAUUAAAAACGAAAGCAAUUCAGCUUUCGCCUUUCGCUUAUGAUCACACGAACGAAUUAAUUUAAUGUGGUGUUAGACUGAAUUCCUAAAGUCAGAAAUGGUUAAGGUUGAAAAUAUAAUUUUGUCUAAAUUUCAUUUUUUUAGCGUUCCAAACUUAUUCUGUUUUUCGCUAUUAUUCUUCAGCCACUCAUAAAAAUAAGUAAUUUAUUAUUCUGAAUUAUUUAUUAUCGCAAACUAGAUCAAAUCUGAAUUUUUUAAUUUUGAUACUUUAUUGCGGGCUGCCAGCCGUUCUCGCGAACUUUCGAAGCAAAAUGAAAAGGAAUUAUUAAUAUAAUUCUGAUAAAAUUUAAAUUAUAAUUCUGGACGUUUGAUUAUAAUCGAAGGAACAUAUACAGCUACUACCAUACGUACUCGUUUUGACAAAAUAUGUGGUUGAAAGAGGUAUUAUUAAAUGGUUUUUCUUGUAAUUAAUUAUAUUUAUAUAUAUAUAUAUAUAUAUAUAUAUAUAUAUAUAUAUAUAUAUAUAUAUAUAUAUAUAUAUAUAUAUAUAUAUAUAUAUAUAUAUAUAUAUAUAUAUAUAUAUAUAUAUAUAUAUAUAUAUAUAUAUAUAUAUAUAUAUACAAUAUAUAUAUAUAUAUAUAUAUAUAUAUAUAUAUAUAUAUAUAUAUAUAUAUAUAUAUAUAUAUAUAUAUAUAUAUAUAUAUAUAUAUAUAUAUAUAUAUAUAUAUAUAUAUAUAUAUAUAUACAACAGCCUGUUUCAUCCAAGCAGAUUCCUCUUGGAUAAAACAUGAGGCUGUUGUGGCAACCUUUUGUGCAAUACAUAUAACUAAAUGACCGUGAUUUAUGAGUUCUAUCCAAUUUUGUGUGGAAUUGGAACAAUGCAAUUUCGAAAUAGAGAUUCAAAUGACGGAAAAUCUCUUCUUCGUGUACGAAAUGGCUGUUUACAUGAUCGCGGUUUGUCGGGACGACACGGCGGGAUAAUUUUGAUGCAUUGAAGUAAAUCACUGCAGUGAGUACAGGGCUUUAUAAAACGAAAGUUCAAACACCGGAGAAAGAAGUUAAAUGUUGUCGAGAAGAUCUCGCAGUUCAAGAGGAUUAUUAGUUUAUUAUUGCUGCUUGCAUGAACAACCUUACAAUUAUACUAUACUAUAAUCUUUCACUAGAAAAAUAAUGUCAGUAGUUUUGCUGAAUCGUACACCGUAACAUAUUUCAAUACAUUUAAAUCAUCCCGCCUCACAUCUCGUCCCAGUAAAGCAGACCCCAAUACUUAUGUUUUGUAGAAAAUCCUUUCAGAAAGAUAAUAUAGUACUAGUAUAGCCUUUCAAUAUUGAAAUGGGGGGGGGGGAUUCCAAACGUCCCAAUAUAUUUUGUGGAUGAUUGUGGGAAUGACUGCAGACACAAAAAAAGGGAAUGAGAAAACCCUAUUUUAUAUAUAGUACCAUCAUUAUAAAGACAUGCAGUUGUACAGUAAGUUUUAUAGUUGGAUAUUUCGGAGUUCAAAUAACUUCAGGAAAGCCACCAAGCAACUUUUGAUUGAGACUUUGUCUAAACGUGUCUUGGUCCUUGGAAGACUGCACUCUUCUCCUUUCCGGAUCGAGGUCAUUUUUUCUGUUAUUGCGCGUGAGUCAUUGAUUUACUUACUAGUUAGUAUAUGUGUGACAGAAAGUAUGUCAGGCAUUUAUAGAAAACUUUUACUUCGUGAAGUUAUUUCUAGAGAAAGCUCAUUGAAAGCAGAAUAUUGUGUUUUAAAAGUGAAAACGUAGGUGUAACACCUGCUCGGGGGUAUUCUUAUCUCAUUUGAUAGAACUUUUAAAAAUAAUAUAGCGAUAUAAAACUCCUUUUCCGAUUUUUCAUGACAUGUUUAAUUCUUGGAAUAGCCGUUUCAACGCUGGUUUUGGUGACGUCAAAAGCAGGGUUAGUAGCCAUGUAGAACUACUCUUAUAUAUGCGACCAAAUAACAAUUAGUAGAUGCUUAAAACGUUGUCAGUCAAAUUGCUAUUUGAAAUAGUGACCGAAGUAUCGUUUUGGGCUCAUGAUGACCCGCUAUUGCACAAUAAUCCAAGAUGGCGGUCAGCUCACUGAUUUAUAAUUAUUUUGACAACUAUAAACAACAUUUGAAGAAGCAAAAUUGGGUAUAGCAGCAAUGUUCAAGCAAUUUAUCCAUGAAAUUGAAUUUUCAAUAUAAUCACUAAAUUUCAUAUACAUCAAUUGUCAUCCCAAUAUAUUUAUUUUAAUCUCAAAACGUUCGCAAGGUAAACAUUAUUGAUCAACAAAAUGUCAGAAAUUAAUUGCAAGGUCGACAAACGAAAAGAUUAAUAAAUUAAAAUUGGACGCAUGCGAUUAAAAUUCGAUGCGUUCAUAUUUGACAAGUAUAUUGUUGCCGGUUAUAUAUAAUAUUGGAAAAAUAAAUUUGAAAUUACAAAUAGUGUAUAUAUAUUGAAAGACAACUUAGAGAAAGAUUAAUUGCAUGCAUGCAUGGGCACUAUAAGCUUGUUGAAAAAAUAUCGGCGCCUAUAUAAAGAGUCUUAUUGUUUCCCGAGACGAAGUCGAGAUUCGAUGGGAAACAAUUAAACAAAUAUAUUUUCCGAGGGAAAAGACAAGUGUUUUGUUAUAUUGCGACGAAAGAAAAUCAACAACAUUCAUGCAACAAUUAUAUUUCAUAAGUCAUGACUGACUAAAACUCUACCGCUGCAGUGUGAACGAGUUUAAAAUUAAAAGAAUCUACAUAAACGGCUUCAACAGCAUAUAUCCUGUUGCCUGUCCGUGUGUAUUUUUCUUCUUUUUGCAUUAUUUAUUUCAACACAAACUUGGAAAAUCGUAUAGUUUAUAAACUUGUGAGUUGUGCCGCCAUUUUGUUUAUUUAUGUACGCAGCCGGUCGGGGCGGGCAACAAUUUUUCACUUGUUGUCCAGCGGGAUACAUUGCAUUUAUCCAGAGGCAUUUAUCUAAAUGAGUGAAGUCACGUGACCACAAAUCAACCAAUCACGUCUGGUGCAUGUUCACCAUUUUAUCACAGCCUACACGUGAUGUAUAUUAUCAUAUUAUUCUCUAUAAAAUAUGCUCUUUAUAUAUACCUCUUUAGCGUGAUUAAAAAUUCAUAAUCUAGUUGUGUUCCAUUUUGAUGAUCUUACAAGAUGGUCAGUAUAAUUUUUACACAAAAGUAAAUCAACAAUCGAAAUUUUUUAUGUCGUUUAUACACCAAAAUCCACCAUAAGCAUGGUUAUAUACCAAAAUCCAGUAUAUACUCACGGUCAUAUACAGCUAAUUCAAAAAAGGUUAUCCUUUGCAAACCUUAAACUCUAAGCACGCAAAGCAUAAUGGGAACACAAAUUUCAAGCUUAGUAGUUGAACUUUGCAGCUGUUUGUGAGUGAAAUGUUUUCGCAGGGAGAUAUUUACCAUGUCUCCACGAAAUGGGCUCCAUAUAAGCCUUCUAAACUGCUUAAAUCGUGCCCCCAUUAUGCUUUGCGCGCUUAGAAUUUGAGGUUUGCAAAGGUAACCUUUUUUGAAUUAGCUGUAUGCCAUGGUUAGUGACGUCCCAACAUAAAAUCAUGUUCAUGUAGCUCAUGAAUUCUACGCCUUGAAUUCUGCUGAGUUCCCACGCCAUGUUUAAGUUGCUAUAAUGACCUAUGCCCAGGGUCCACACUUUAAAAAAAUUCAGUGCCACCCACCCACCCACCCACCCCUUCUUGGUCGAAAGCGUCGCUGUUAAAUGCGAAGGAAAAUUUUAGGGAGAUUUUUAAAACGGCUUAAGCCUUAAGGAAAGUUUGUUCGAAAUAAGGAAAACAAUAAAUUACAAACCCUAUAAUUUGGCAGGAAUGAAUCUAAAAUCGUCCGCGGAUUCAAACUGCAGGAUGAAACCAAGAUUAUCAUGAACUGACUAUAACAUCAGACUAAGGGCAUGCAUCUCUCUCAAAUAUAUACUGCGCAAUGCCAAUGCACUCGUGACUGUGCCCAGUUGUACUCCACGAACUUAGCUUUAUAAAAUGGCGUUAGCUCGAAUUUAUAUAUUGAUCAAACUAUAGAUUCCAGUUAUAUACCUGUCGGGCAACGAAGCGUGCGACUUGUAUUUAUAUAAUAUAAAUAUAUAGAAAAUAUUAUAAAAAUAUUGAAUUAAUUCAAAUAUCGCUGAUAUUAUAUUCGUUGAUUAAUAACAUCGGAAUAACAAAAUUUAAAUGUAAAGGGAAAAGUUGACUAUAGGUGACCGCAAUUUCACGAAAUUCGACCGUGAUCCAAGUUUGACAAAAGGCGUUUUAAUUAAUUUACAUUGACAAGUUCGGGGCGCCCAAACAUCAAAAUUAAAUUCGCUUUGCAAACAAUCGCUUCGUUGUACUUAUCGUCGGCUUAGCGCAACGCGAAAUUAAUUACAAUUUGAGUAAAAACUGAAGUGCAUUGCAUGCACUUCGUAGCGAUAAUUAAUUUAAUCACACGCGCCGUGGAGUUAGGAGAACAAUAUAAUCUGCCGUGUCAUGUUAAUUGGAAUUAAGUUAACAGUACACAAAACGGCCAUAUCAUUGAAUCGACCAUAUCGGCAGCGCUUUUAUUCGAGUAAUGCGAUUUCAAGGUUGUGUUCUGCAUCGAUCUCAUAUUAAAAUACGACUUCGUGAAUCGCGAAUGGGUUCAAUUAAAAAUUGCUUGUAUUAAAUUGUAUUGGUGUACAAAAUUGAGAACAGCCACCGGUAUUAUUAUUAAUUAGAAUUCUAAACACGUGCAAAGUAAUAUAAUCAAGGUUUUGAGGUUAUAUCGGCUACACACUUUAAAAAUAUCAAGUGGUUAAUGUAUAGACGUCAAGAAAUUAAUAAAAAGCAAUUUCGCAUUUUUGGAUAUUAUGACUUUCGCUUCGUAUGUGUUAGCGAGAGGUUAAAAGGCGAUCUAAUUGCGACAUUUUAUGUUCUAAUGCUGGUGGACUAUUAAUACAAGCCGAAUCGAAGUUAUCACGGUUUUAUUAAAUUAUUUGACAAAUAUAUAUUAAGGGAUUGUUCUGUAUAUAAUCAAAAUGUCUACAGCAGCAAGGGAAUCGAAGGUACGAGCUUAUGAGUUAUCAAUUUGACAGCUUGAGCUAUUUUUUUGAACAGAUGGCUGGUGCAUUUAGCGAAUAUUAUAAUAAGCGCUAAAUUCGCUUGAAAUAUUUAUUAGAGUUGGCCUUUAGUAAACGUCUUGUGUGCUAUCGAUGUCCUAUUGUUAAUGUAUUUAUGGUUUUCGUUGUAUAUAGAUUACAAGCGAAUUGGAAAGGUGUGACGCGGCAAACAGUGGCAAAGUGUCGAAUGGCACUGGGGAACGACCGCACGAUCAGAAAGUCGAACUGAGAAUGGACGAAAUUACAAGUAAAUUUAAAAACGCUUUCGAACGAAUGGCCGAAUUAGAGUCCCUGCAAUUGUCGAUGGAAGAAGAUUCGAAUGAAAACAUGAAAGAAAAGUGGUUUCGUGAGCGAUCUGAAAAUGGAAAGAAAACAAAUUUCCAAGAAAAGGAAGGUGUGUGUGUGUGUGUAAUUCUAUAUCCACAGUCGUGCUAGCUCGUCAACAAUGCCCCGAUUUAUACCAGAGAAGGAUGGGUUCAUCUCGACGAACCUGUGUCGGUCAGUGUGUGUGUCGUUCGUCAAAAUGAACAAUCUGCAAAGUUCGUCGACUCGCGAUCUUGCGUGCGCAGUUCGUCUCGAAGAAUGAUCCAGCUAUGUGUGUGGAUGUGUCGACGAACUGUUAAUGCUUUGUUACUUGUAGUCUUAGAGGAUUUUGCCGCAGCAAAACCAAGAUGGCUUAGCGUAAUUCCAGGAUCCUAGCCAACCAUGUAGAUCGCACUAUUCACGCUAUUACAAAUGAUAGAAGCAUGGCGACCAGGAUUAUACGUAACAAUUUAGUUGUCGAACGUUCUCCGAACGUAAACUAUUUAGUACGAGCUGCAAACUGGCAGUCGAAAGGUCGUAUUGAAUAGAAGUUAACGAUCCGAGAACGUCUCAAAAUUAAUCGACAACAUUUCCGGUUGGAGGAAACCAGAAUACCCGGAGAAAACUGACCCACGACUUUCGAUAAAGCGUUGACUGACUCUUUUCACAUAAGUGUCCUGGAUCCCAGCGAGAAUCGAAUCCACGAUCUCAGACGCUUGCUCUGAAGUUUGCAUCACCGAAACCCCGAAUAACAAACAAUAUACGUAACAAGGCAGUUGUCUUGUGCCGUAGUUAUACUCAGAAACGGAUCAUCGAACUACUACUAAGCAAACUUUGCCUGGGUCGGUAGAAAAAAUUACCUCGAUGGUUCGUCUUCUACGGUCUGUUUGUUUGUCGCGUGGAGGUUUGCUGGCGCAGUCCGGUCAGAGCAAGUACCUCUCUGAGAUCCCCUUUCACUUACGUGAACCAGCGAACGCUUUACGAAAAGUUUUGGGUUUUGCUCGACCCGGUUUCCUCCCACAGGGAAGGUUGGGAUCAAUGCCAAACUGACCCUUGCAUCUGUACUCCGUUAUCAGACAUUAGUGACACAGACACAUUCAUGCGAUGGCUGUCUUAUAUAGUAAGCCUUCGACUCGAUCAGGUUGAGCUGCGUCCUUUGUAAUUCAGCUUAGCUCUCAGCUGCAAGUAAGAAUGUUUACAAAUCUACUUUUCCCCCAAGUUCUUCUGCGAGCUGAUAGAAACAUCAUGGCGAAUAACAAGAUUUUGUAAUCUAAUUUUAAAGGUGUUGGGAGGUCAUUAACGAGUGCAGCUACAACAGGCAGCAUAUUAAUCCGCACUAAAGAAGAACGACUCUCGCCUGGUCCAGAUGAACCGACUGCGAAGACAAACAGCUUAGACGUUGAGAAUGACUACGAUUUAACACGACAUGAAAUUGCAGAUGAAAGAGGCUUUCCACCUGAGUGGUCUUAUGAGGAGCAGUUCAAAAAGGUUCGUUGUUAUUUUUAAUUACUUUUUGUUAAUUUGUGCUCGUGUGUAUAUGCCUGUAUAAUAUUGAGGAGAGAUUUUGUCCAUAUGUACAUGAAACCGCAUAGUUUAGUUAAAGCAAGUGACUUUGCGACUGAGCUUUUACUCAUGUAAUAUACAGGGUGUGUAAAAAAAUUCAAUAGCCAAUUAUUAUAGUGUGCAUUGAAAAUUCAAUGUAAAAGAUGAAUUUGGAUACUAAGAUUAUUAAAAUUGGUUCAGUAAGACCAAUGUCAUGGCUGUUUUAAAAUCAAGUCUGGCUCACCGAAUAGUGAAAUCAUGCAUGCUGUCAUAUUCAUGCAUCACUAGUUCUGUUAACUAUCAAUAGGUUUGAUGACCUCUUACUUUAAACAGCAAUAUAUCAAUUCUAAUAAUCUUACAGUGUCAAAACUUAUCUGUCGUGUUGAAUAUAAUUUUCGAUGCCCUGACUAAUAAUUAGCCGUGCAAAGAUUUGGAACACAGGCAGCUAUACUGUAUUUUUUGGGGAGCACACUUUCAACUCAGUCGCAUGUGAGAAGAGGGUUUCUAUAAUAUAGCUUGACUCUUCUAAACUACACGUUUUUGUCCGAUCUUCUGAUCUCCUUCUGUAGUCAAUCUGGAUCAAUAAUGGAUUGCUCUUACUGGACUUCUGGCUGGAUAAACAGUUGCCAGUAUAAAUGUAAAGUUAAACACGUUCUCUGAUCAGAAGGGUCUUUACCAGCCUAGGUAGUGAUAAAAACACCUGAAAACUGGGCAUUGAUAGGCAUUCAACCACCUGAAAAUAUAUACAAGUACUACUCAUUUCUCGACGAUGGAAAUUGUUUUUGUAUUUUUCAUGUAGUUGAAUCCCUAUCAAUUCGCAGUUCUUUGCAGAUCAGAGUAUUUAUUUAUUACGAGCUUUCAGUCGCCUAUCUGUGGCCUUCGACAUGAGAUAUAUACAAUGAAUAGAAUACAGCUAUCUGCAACUUAUAAUCAUUGUUAAUUUAGUACAUCUGUUGAAGACUACGACAAGGAGGCCGAGGUCCAUAUUUUUUAAUUUAAAAUUAUAAAGUAGUUUAUAUAUAUAUUUCCCUUAAUUUGUAUAACACCAGAGAAAUAAUUGACGACCUUCUCUAUAUAUUGUAGUAAGGGACGACCCUUACUAGAUCUCUAUAUAGGAAGAACAGUUGUAUAGGUAUAAAUUUCAAAUUGCCCUUGUCACCGACAACUUUUGAUCUUUUAAUCUCAUAACAUGAUAUUAAUAUUUAUAAUAUAUAUACACAUACAUCAAUUAAUAAACCACAUUUUGUAUACACAAAGCAAUAGGCUAUAUUGUUUAAGAAACAUACAACAUGUUGUAUAUUUACACUCCAUAUAUAUUGUAAAGAGAUGAAGUCCUUUGCAUCUUCGAUUGUUACCGGGAUAAUUUCUGCUUUAAAUUAUUUGUAUAUCAAAAACGAAACCGAAAGCUUUGCUUAUUUAAUUGAUGAGUUCAUGCCAUUUACAAUUUACUCUAUAGACUUUUCUAUAUUUACUUUCCUCUUUUUUGUUCUGUCCCGCUUUAUUCUACUAUGUCUAUAUAUUUUUGCGAUAUAAUGAAAAUAUUUCUAUUAAAAACCCCCCACCUAAAUUCUAAAAUCUACUUGUCCUAUUGUUGAGUUUAUCCAACCUGUAGCUAUAUAGGCCCCUAUAGUUGUUUUUCUUAAUUGCGUGAAUAAGAUGAGAAAUAUAAAGUAACAAUGCCACAAGGAAAAACCUGUUAAAAAUUUUCAUAAGCUUUUAUUGUUUCACAAAUUAAGAUAUUGAAUAUUUUAAUCCAUAUAGAAAUAUUCAAAUUUUAUUUACAUUAAAAAAAUAUAACUAUAAGGUAUAAUAUCAACUAUUUUGAAUACUUUAAUCUGUCAGGUCUAGACUGUUCUUCCCGAUUCUAUAAAGAGGUCCAAUAAUUGCCAUCCUUUUAUUAUUGUUGAUCCAGUGUUAUAGUAUAUACAAAGGAAAUCUAAAGACUAAAGUAAACUGACUUCAUUUAUAUACUAGAUAGUAGAUAGCUCUAUACGUCAUGCAUACUACUAACUCAUCUACUCGCUCACAUAUAUCAGAAGACGAAAAUUGCACUAUACAAAUCGCAACAAAAAUUUUAAGUCUAAACGGGUACGGGUCUUAAACUAAACCAGCUUUGUUUCAUAAUGGGUGGUUUAUCAGUAAACUGAUAAAUAUCGAGGUUUUUUCAAAACCGGUUUUAUGGUUUCGCCUAUAUUGGAAAACCAAGAAAACCGACCAAAAAUCGUAAUCGCCAUUCGUGUUCACACUAUAUGCGAGACCUACGCGACUAAAAAACGUCGAAGCUUCAUCGACAUCGGAUUCGGAAUGCGGAUAGUCUGUGGCUAAUCUUUUCUUUUCGUCUCUUGUAGUUUGAUAGCUUCCUCGUUUUAGCUAUGAGGAAGCUAAGCUUAAAAAAAAAACAAGAAAAAAUUUAAAAUAGUUAUUAUUUUUUGCAGUCCGUUUUUUUUGUGUCUUUGGGAAAAUUCAACACUGACGUAAUCAAAGGGCUCUCAAUACUGAUUUUUAUUGAAAUUCAUUCGUCUUGCAAAGAAGUUAAACUUUUCAUUACAUUUGUUGUAGCUUUAUGAUUUGGGAGAUGAAGCUGAACGGAAGGAAUUCCUGGAUAAAUUGUUUGCUUUCAUGCAACACAGAGGUGAGAUCUUCACACAAGAUUUAUUUUAAGUCACGUUUGUUAAAAAAGGGUUACAAUACAUUAAUCUGGAAUGAUCUGUGCCAGUAUAUAGUUAGCUACGAUAACAAGACAGCUGUGUGUGUACAAAAUGCGUUCUACAAAAUUAGUAGGUCCGAAUGGCGUCCGAUCGUGUCCGUGACCAAAAUGUGAGUUGCAGAGUGUCUUAAAAAAAGCGAACUUUUAGAAAUUUACCUUGUUGUAUAUAUGUUCUACUUUGAAUGCCUGAGUCCUAUACUGAACCAAUGCAUGGGUGCAUGCGUAAACACGAUUAGCCUUUUUCACGAUGACGAAUAUCCGCCAUUUUUGGGUGGCAUCUAAUUCUCGUUAACCAAUGCGGAAGAGAUUAUUUCGCUGGCCUCAGAGUGACAAAACGCAACAAAGCAACGGUUUUACUAACACUAGAACUCUACUCCAAACACCAAUUCUAACCCUAAUCCUAACCCUAACCUAACCCUACUCAAAAUUUGUUUCUAAACCAAUCUUAAAGAAAAAAGUUUUGACGAAAUGUCAUUCUGAGGUCAGCGAAAUAGUUGAUGUCAACCAAUGCAGACAAUUAUAACAAUGUGAAAAGCAAUUUUUCAAAAUAAACUAACCAUUUACAAAGCAAAUUUACCAGCAUUCGUCCAAAAAAAUAUAAAACGUCGCUGUUAUGUAGACUUAUCUCGCUGAGACUUCGGCUGAAACACCACCCAAAAAUGGCGGCGUGAGAAAGGCUAAUUGAUCGAUUUUAUGCAUUGGAAGUUAUUUAAGAGUUCGAUCUUGGUUUCGUUCAACAUAUGAAUAUGACUAUGGGCUGAAAAAUUUAACGCAUGCAGUGCAUAUAACACAGUAAAAAUUCUUUGCUCGGUAGAUUGUAGUUGGAACGACUAAUUUCCAAGUCGUUUUAACUUUCAAUUAGAAUUUUCAUGUACAAUUUAUGUAGUUUUAAUAUGCUCGUACGAUUACAUUGCAUCCUAAACUCCCAUGUUGGUAAUCGGAAUUUUGGGUGUUUACAACAAAAGGGUGAUUUCUAUAGAGGUUUCGCUUUGCGACACCCUGUAUUGUCAGACCAAGUUUUCAGAAUUAUAUACUGAACUAUAUAUUCCUAUAUAUAUUCCAGAGUACAUCUGUUAGGACGAUCUAUCUGUUUAUACAUUAAUUAUUAUUACCCAACUACUGAGUCGCGGUCUGUUUCAAAUUGCCUUCCAUGAUUCUAAACUCGACUGCAAUGGAUCUAACAUACAACUCUUACAUUAAUCUGCGACUACGCAUUUUAUAUCUGUAUAAUUAUUAGACUGAUCCAUCGUUAUAAUUUUUUUUUAAAAAUUCCAACUUUGUCUUUGAAAAAUAUGCAAAUUAGACGCGCACGCAUGAAUAUAUUUAUUUCGCGUGAGCGGCUUUUUCUAUGUCUUAACAAAGUAAUUAUAAAACGCGCAUGAUAUUUGCAAAUUGCCAUCGAUUUAUUAAUUAGUGUAUGUAAUAUUUAUCUAAGAAAAAUUACAUAACAAUGAUAGUGUUAGACAUGACGGGUUAAUAUUUUAUGAUAUUAGUCUCGGCCGACAAGAUGCAAACACCUGGCUUUUGUGAACUUGCAUAAUCGAAAUAUGCAGAUAGCAUAAUUUUCUAAUAUCAAAACUGACUAAAAUUAUUGGGUAAAAUGUAUAAAAACGACUAGAAGAGCACGGUAUAAUCUUGAUUUUAUCAUCAUUAUUCAGAAAUUACCGUGUAUCCUAAAUUAAAAGGUAUAUAAAAAGGAAUUAAAUUCAAAUGAAAUGCAGAAAUUUACAUGGAAAUUCAUCUAUAAUGCUAAUGGAAAAUAAAUACAUAUACUAAUAAUAAAAAUUAUUGCAAAUAUUUAGUUGUAUGUUCCUGGGCGUAAAAUUCCACGUUCGUUAAGUUUGCUAGCAUAUAUAUAUACUACUUUCUGAUAUUAAUUCAAAAUUAAAAUUAGAAUAAUAUAGAAUAAGAAUAACAUACUAAUUAGAAUUACAGCCUUUACAGUCAUGUAUACAUGAGCUAAAGUGCAUGUUAACUACUUUUUGGGAUGCGUUUUUUCAAUUGAUAAAUUUGUUUAUAAUCCAUGCAUGCAGUAUGCUAUUUUUUUAUUUGAAAAAUUGAUUGUCUGUUUUAUAAAGACGCUUUUUUGCGAAUUGAAUACAAUUUAGCAACAUUUUGUUUCUUAAUUGAUAAGAACUUAAAUCCAAGUUGCCAAAGAAAAAUACAUCAUUCAGCAAUAUAUGACAUUGUAUUUUCAUCCACAAUAUUUUUUUCUAAAAUGUAAUAAUAUAUAUUUUUUGCAUGUAUUUAGAUGGUUCAAAUAAAUAUUGAUAAUGUAAUUAUAUUAAAAUAUUAAGCUCGCAAAUAGACACGCGAAUUCUUAUCAGCAAAUUUUAAUGGAUUGCCUUGUAAAUAUUCAAUUCACAAGCUGCAUGCAUGUUCUAUAAUUGCAUAUCCUAAAUACAAUUUCGGCUCAGUUGAACGCAUUAGAGAAGCGCGCGCAUGCUUCCAGAAUAUUCCGUUUCUUCCUCAUAUGUGGAGAAACAACAAACUGAACCAAUAAGAAAUGACCGCCUGUGGUGAGCUGUUUAUAUACAGAACAUAUAUAAUGUGCAUGAUAAAAGCUUUCUUGUAGUAUAAAUAAAGUUAGUUUAGUAUUAAAGGACAAGUUUCCUCCUGUAUUGUAACAGUGGACUGCAAAUAUGAAAUGUCCAGCCAGUGCAGGAACGCUACUCGCUGGAGAAAAUUCGUUAGAACUGAUAUAGAGCUGUCCAGUAUAAAUAAGACUAGUUUACAGUUUAGUUUAUGUUUCCUCCUGUGGUAACAUAAGAGAUGCCACCUAUUGGACCUCUAUAGGGAAAGCAGUUCAGAACUGAUAGAGCUAUCCAUGGAGCCGGCAUGCGUAUAAAUAAAGUUAGUUUAGUUAGGUUUCCCCUGUAGUAUAACACUGGAUCAAUAAGAGAUGAUCCUUACUGGACCAACUAUCCAGUAUUACUAUAAAUACGAUUAGUUUAGUUUAGGUUUCCUCCUGUUAGUAGUAUAACAUUGAUGUAACGAGAGAUCGCUCUUACUGCAUAAACUCUUUAUGUACUGCAGAAAGAACGCGGUUUUAAGAAAACAGGUAGAAUAUAUUCAUAGAUAUAAUUGCAGGUACUUUAGUUUAGGUUUCCUAGCUUAGCUCCUGUUGUGUAUUUUGCGAUAUAGAAUAUUAGAAUGAACAUUGCUGCUAUGUCUAUAUGAACUGCCAUUACUCAUUAGAAGGAUACUUUAUAUGACCAUGAAGACUAACAGUGAAAACGGCGCUAUCGUGCCGGCAAUACAAAGAAUGUCGGUAUUUUUUAAUUGAGUACUUUAUUCGUGUUUGAAACUAGGCUUUGCCGUGUCGUUGCUAAAAAUACCGCCUGCAAGAAUCCUCUAUUGUUUCGGUGUUAUUCAACACACGCGAAUUAAUCAUUUAUUCGCCCGUCAUGUCAUUGUUUUGAUCGCAAACUGUAAGGUGUUAAAAAUGAAAGACAUUUUAUUAAAUACAAAUACACGCAAGAGAGAAAUUCUUGAUAUAAAAAAAUCUCAUUGCCAUUUGUUGACUAAAUAUCAACGAAGCGAAAUGUAUGAGCUAUAAGCUCAACCAUGCGCAUCGUCGCCCGUGUAUGUUUAGUACUCUACACUGUAUAUAAUAAUCGUGUAUUUCGCAAGUUAGAAACUUCGUGUUACACCUAAAUAACGGGCGAAUCGCAUCAUGCAAGCUGUGGUGGAACACGAGUGUUUCGAUUAAUAGUAUAUUUAUACAUAUUAGUUUUUGUAUAUAAGUCCAUGUAUAUGAGACGCAAAUUGAGAGAAUAAAAAUAGGCAGCCGACUUUUUUGCACAUUAUUUAUUUAUGAAAGUCUAAUUUUCCUAAUAAAGUUUUGGUGUAAUAUCAAUUAAUGCCGGUCAGGCCAACUUAAUUAAAUUUUCUCGCUCAUUAGCACAAAGUUAAUAUAAUCAGACAAUGAACAAGUGAGAAAGUAAAUAAUAAAUUAAAUGCCGCCAUCUUGCAGCUAUAUAUUCAUGCUCAUUUGCAUUUUCGUUGUGUUUUUUUGCAAUUAUAAUGUUUUGGCAAAUAUGCAUGAGCUUCACGAUAAACGUCUGAAAAUUACCCUCUUCAUGAAGUUUUGUGAUUCUGUUAUUUGAUUGCAACGUUCGUAUAAUAUGUAACUUAAUGUGACAUAUAUAUGUUUAGUUUAAAAUGAAGUUUUCCGACUCUGUUAUUUGAUUGCAACGUUCGUAUAAUAUGUAACUUAAUGUAUGUAAACAUGUUUUCUCGCCAAAACAAACGCAGUGUAAUAACUAUAUCCAGCGAAAAGAAAUUGAAAAUCUCUUCUUAAAAGCGCUUUUCGAUCUAAUAAAUACUUAUACAAGUCUCAUACGCGGUCGAUUAAAAAGCAAACAAUUCUAAUUCCAUUCUGAAAUUUCAUUCAGAAAUUUUCAUCCAGAAAGCCGACAAAUCCUAUAUAUGCGAGCUGUACUACCACUAUACAAUUAAAUAUAUCAAAGCAUAUUAUACUAUGGUCAAUAUCACGAUGCAAAGCUACAGGAAAGCUUAUGUCCGAUCAAUUGUUAACUAGCUAUAUAUGCAUAACAAAAUAUAUAAAUUAUCUACGAAAAUUUAACGAUUUGCAUGUAUAUGGUGAAUAUAUUGAACGAAAAUUAAUUGAACGCCUUAUUCUAUCUUGUCACCGAUGAAGAUCUUUCGAUUAAAGGGAUCUUCUAUAAUCACACUGUAUUUGUAUUCAACAUUGUUAAACUAUAUAAAAAGCACGCAUUCAUGCUGUACAAGCCGUCAUAAUUUUAUCUAUAGGUCAUUUAAACCUCAUUAUAGAAACCAUAUUUAAAUUUAAUCCUAACAAAGUAACAAAACCGCUUAUACAGAGGAAGACAUUUCAAUGAAUUAUGUUGUCUAUAUUGUUAAUUUAUUGAUCAAUAUUAAUCGAUAAAAUAUUGAUAAAAAAUGCACGCCAAAUACGAGUUCUUUUGACAUAAAACUCUUCAGUGGAAAGGCUGCAAACACCUUGUAUGUAUGUUUAUCUGGCAUCAUCGCGUUGGCCGACAAGUGCAAGCAAUUUUCGUGGCUUUUUAAUUAAAACUCGUUUUAAAAUUACAUUCAACAAUCGUAAGCUAUAGCUUUGUUGUUUCCAACAAGGACAGCCCUCCCUUUUGCAAAUUUCACGCAUCAUUUUGUAUGGAAUUGGAUCAUUUCCAUAUGUGAAAUUCAGAAUUUUCACCUGUGAAAUUUGGGGUUCAUUUAUUCUUUCACAUGCAUAUGAAAUUAGUGAUCCAUGAUAAUUAAUCAUGUUUUAUGUUUAUUAGGUUCUCCUGUCAACAGAGUGCCGAUCAUGGCGAAACAAACACUGGACUUAUUUAAACUCUUCAAACUUGUCACUGACCGAGGUGGUUUAGUCGAGGUGAGAUGGUUGUCUUUUUAAUUUGUGCGUCUAUUAGCGUUUUAGUCUAGAAUUUCCAGGCUAAACUACAGUGCAUUCUCGAGUUAAGACGGCGACACCGUCGAUGAUUGGAUCAAUUGAGUCACAAUCAAUUGAGUCACAGCUCGAGUUAAGAUGGCGACACCAUCGAUGAUUGGACCAAUUUAUCAUAUUUGCCGGUAGUGAUAGAAUGAUUUUGUUAAUUUCAGGUUAUCAACAAGAAAAUUUGGCGAGGAAUUAUCAAAGGUCUAAAUCUUCCAUCUUCUGUGACGAGUGCCGCGUUCACUCUUCGAACACAGUAAGUAUACUACUAUACCUAUACCCCUUCAUUGGCAUACCUUACAUUGGCUUACCUUAUGUCAGCCACCUGAUGAGUCCUUGUGGAUGAAACAGGCUGUUUUUUUCAACCUUUUUGAGGUCAUAAUACGUACGGCAAAUUUGUCAAAACGUUAAUAAAAUAGACAUAAAAGGAAGAAAUAUAUUUUUGAUGCUACGUAAGCAAGCACACUUUAUUCUUUUUACAUUGCCUUGUUUAUUGUUUUUCUAAGUAAUUUUUACAGACAAAUUUUUAUUUAGCUAGUAAAUUUUAUUGAAUUUCCGUAGCUCUGAGAGGCAUCAGAUUUCAAAAUUUUUAGGGAGCACGUCCGCGAAUUCCAUAGCAAGCUCACACCUUCGGCGGCGUUCUCAGCACCCACCUAACAAUAUUUUAAUUACCCCAUACAUUGUCCCCCUCCCCACCUCUGUUUCGCUGGCUGCGUUACUGGGGCCGGUUGUUCAAAGCUGGGUUAGCGCUACCCCUGGGUUAAAAUUUAACCUGCUGUUUUACUUUGUGUACACCUGCAUGCACGUCUGUUUAUUUCAAAACGUCAGAGAAGAAAACUCCUAUCGAUCCAGACAAGAUCCCUGAAGAAAUAUUUCCAAAUUUAUGGACAAGCUGUCAGGAAGUUCGCUUUGAAUUUUAGCUUAACCUAGGGUUAAGCUAACCCAGCUUUGAACUAACAACCGGCCACUGGAGCAUAUUGGCCCAAAGUCUGUCAAGGGCGUACAUUUUUCUCUUUCAUCUAAACGCUGUAGUAUAUUUUGUUUAGAUACAUGAAAUAUUUAUAUCCCUACGAAUGUUCAACCCUAAAACUAUCUUCACCUACGGAAUUACAAUGCGCUAUAGACGGUAACAGAAGGGAUACAAGUCGUCGACCUUCCAUUGGACAUUAUACUUCAAUGGUCGAACCUGAAGUUGGAUUCUAUUCCGACUCAACAAGUCCCAAAUCAAACUGUUCGUCUCCAACAUUAAAACGACCAUCGUCACCGACCAUGACUCAAGCAGCGAUGGCGUUAAGAUUGCCCGGAGAGCCUGAGGUAGGAAAAUAAAACCUUAUUUUGCGACUUUCAGGGCCGAAAUUAUAUCCAGGUUCUCCUACGCUGAUGCUAGUGUGCCAAACCUUUAUCAUAUAUGAAUUACCCAAACUCAUUGUCUGAGCUCAUCAAAAGUUGAAAAGUUCGAAGUUCCAAAUUGGCCUUGGUACAAACUUAGAUAAUGCUCAAGAUGUAUUUAGUCGUUAAAAUCAAAUGCAUCUGUGCAUAAAGUACAGGUUUCUGAAAGGUAUUCAUUCAAUUACUUGAAACUGCAAGUUUUAUCAAGGAGCACUAUUGAAUAUACAUGCAAACAUUACAAUACAACCUCCUGGACAUUUUUGAGCAGUUGCAUUAAAAAAUAAUCGUUUUUACCAUUGAGUGGCAGCACUCUCCACUUGACGAGUAAAAUCGUCUGGCGUUGGACAAAGUAAAAUACUAAAGUAUGGCGCAUCAGGUUGCAUUGCCAAUUAAGCGGUUAACAACCAAUUUUGCAGUUGGAACUGAAUAUUAAAUUUACACUGGUUUACUGUAAGAUACUAAUACUAUAUAGCUAAAAAUAUGCGGUUAUUUCUAAGCGAAAUUAUCUUAUCGAUUUAGUUUGUGUCGCCAUCAUUCCACGGUAACAACGGUAUUGGAUUUACUACUGGCAUCCAGAGGAUGAUGACAUCAACCUCAGACACUCGACCGCCGUACAAAUAUGACGCUAGGGUCCAUUCCCCUGGUUACACGAACGGGAGAGCGUCGUACGAACCUCCGUAUAAGAGAAUUGCGAGCAACGAGGAAUUAGAAAAACAUCUAGCAUUGACACACAGUCCAUGGGCUAAUAUUAAAAUUCGGACUACCGGAGGUAUGAAUAUUUUUUCUACUUUUGUCCGCUUAAUUACACUAACCCAUAAUGGAUAUCAAUUAUCGUUUCUAUCCAAACGAUUCUCCCAAAAACUAAACUAAUUUUGUUUUAAUAUACUGGAUAGCUCUAUGAUCUAUUAGUUCUAAGCUGUUCUCUAUAAUGCUCUGCCCUUUAUUUGUCCAGUAUUACUACGAAAGAAACCCUAAAGUAACUAUCAGUUCUAAACCGUUCUCCCUAGAAGACCAGUAAGGACCAUUGCUUAUUUGUGAAAUGUUACCAUUGCAAGUGACUGAAGUUCACUGAGAGCACUGCGUUGUUUUUCUUCACUUAUUCAGGUAUUCCAAUUAUCCAUCAAAACGGAGAAGAGAAAAGCCAAAAUAAUGAACAUAUCAAUAACUCCAAGUCACCAAAGCGAGUGCCUAGUGGUUCAUUUGAACAAGGAAAUGACAACUCUAUUGUUGUUUCAAUUGAACUAAACGGAAUUAAAUAUCAAGGAGUAUUGUAUGCUCAACAUAGGUAGAAUUAUUCUAGUUGACGAAGGCAUAGAAUAGAACAGAGUCGGAAUGAUGUUGUGUAACACUAGUUAUUCGCCUUUUUCUAUUCUUUGGCUUUGCUUAAAAUGUUAACCGGUACUAACGUACUUUAGAGCAGUAUCAAUUAGGGAUUCAAUCCAGGGGUAUUUAAUACCCAGCUAAGUUAACUAGAAUUCAAUUAAUAGUUAACCUUGUACACUGUUAACUAAGCAUGUUUUGGCUUUAACAGGAAGCCAUUUUGGCUGUUAAUACCAACACCGCGGUCAAUUUGGUCAAACGUCCGCCCGUAUUUACUGCUUGUACUCAAAAGACUUGACGCAAAGAAAAAGCGGUGAAAUUGCCUAACUUAUAGCUUCAGCCGUUUCUUUAUGGUAAACGCUUCUCAUUUCCCGUAUUUACUCCUAUUAUUUUGGCAGACAUUUUUCCCGCCAAUUCCGUGUACUCGGAUAUUCACUUUGUUUGGCCGCGGUGUUGUAAAUACCUCAAUAUUUAUCAUUGUACAGUUGUAAACUAAGUUGAGUUUUGAAUUACUUCUCAAUUGUUUAAGAAGUAAAAUGCGAAAGUGAAAGCAAAAUGAUCAGUUUUGAAAGGUGAAACAUAUUAGUUUUGAAAGUGUUUUGGGGAAUUUUGGCUUCCACAGUGUCGCAGUUUUACAGUCAAACCGGAUGUUCUCUUGCGAGCAACAUUGCAAUAUUGUCCCACAAUAUUGCAAUUUUGGUAGGCAGAUUGCUCUGAGCAAUUUGCGACCGACGCGAACAAAUUGCAAGUUGAAAUUCACAAAAGAUUUGUAAACAAAGCCUCUGAUUGGACUAUAAGAAAGA